Molecule: messenger RNA, 1094 nt
Organism: Hydra vulgaris (swiftwater hydra)
Lineage: Eukaryota; Metazoa; Cnidaria; Hydrozoa; Anthoathecata; Hydridae
Product: putative ascorbate peroxidase
Biological process (GO): cellular response to oxidative stress; response to reactive oxygen species; hydrogen peroxide catabolic process
Molecular function (GO): heme binding; peroxidase activity
Source: RefSeq, a predicted model, not a curated record
UGGUUAUGUUAACUGGAAUUUGGUUUGCUACGUUGUUGUUGACGCAUACAAUGGCAACUCAAAUCAUACCAACGUUUGAAGAUUUUGAACGUGCAAAAACCGAUCUUUUAACAUUGAUCGAAUCUGUUAAAUUAAAUAGAGAUUUACCCAUGAUUGCUGGCUGUGUUCGUUUAAUUUUUCACGAUUGUAUUGGUAAAGAUAAUUGUGAUGGAUGUAUCGAUCACACGCACAGUGGUAACAGAGGGUUAAAAAUAACAUCGGAUCGCCUUGAUGCUUUAUAUGAUGCGUCUUAUAAAGGAAAAAUUUCCAGAGCAGAUUUUUACGCUUUAGCUGCUGUUGUUGCUCUAACUAGAUCGACAGUUGAUGCUCCAGUAAAAUACUUAGGAUUAAAAUACUUUAAAGUUGGCAGAAAAGAUUGUGAAACAUCCCCUAAUCAAAUUCAAAGUAUUGAUCCACCAUUUGGCACCGACGGUACACAUAAAACGUUUGAAUUUUUCAAAAACGUAUUUGGCUUUAAUAUAAGAGAAGCUGUGACAAUUUUAGGAGGACACACGCUAGGAAGAUGUAGGUUGGAAAACACUGGUUUUGUAGGGACUUUUGUAGAUGAACAAUUUUCAACAGUUCCUCCGGGCCCAGACACUUUAGCACCAACAAGCGUUCUUGACAAUGCUUAUUAUAGAAUGUUCAUUGAUAUUGUACCAUGGAUACAAGUUACAAUCAAUGGAACAAGAAAACAAUGGCAGGUACCAAAUCGCCCAAUACCCAAUGAUAAAUUGCCUGAGUUUGAAAGAACUACUUUACUUUUAAACUCAGAUAUGGCAAACUCUUGGAUCAUAACGCCAACCGAUGAAAACGGAGCGGUUUCUUGCACUCCAACUUCAGAAUCGAUUCCUUGUCAACAUUCGUUAGCUCAUCGAUAUUCUGUUCAAUUCGCACGUAACAAUGCGUUGUGGGUAAAAGAAUUUACAAAAGUUUUUGCUCGCAUGACCGAGUUAAAUCAAAAUGUUUUAGUUGAUGCUCCAACUGCACCUAUGUUAAAAAUUAAACCCUAUAGAUUAUUGGUUAAAGCUAUUUUCACUUCAGCCUUUUUUUAA